Gryllus bimaculatus (two-spotted cricket) is the source of this 2492-nucleotide messenger RNA. NCBI's taxonomy places the organism in Eukaryota, Metazoa, Arthropoda, Insecta, Orthoptera, Gryllidae. The record is from the annotation of a GenBank genome assembly.
UGUAUGGCCAUCGUAGGUAGAGAGCAGCCAUCCUGGUAGCGACGAGGCGAAUGGUAGGUAUCCAGUUGCUGUCGAGAUCGGAACGGAUUCCAGUGAACAAAGAAAUUUUCGUUUUGUAAAAACGCAACUGGCAAGGUUUUGUCAAUGUGCAGUUUUUGAGAUUAUAUAUGAGAAACUACACCUAGUUUCAUGUGAUUCGGCUGGAGAAACGGUCAAAAAUUUAUACUAGACACUGCGAGAUAAUGAGAAGUGAUUUAUUUCUUUAUAUAAACUUCACUUGUAUCUUUUAACUCUAUAAAACAAUGUGACUAAAAAACUGCGUGACGUACUAUUGGGAGAAGUGCAAAACACGAGCCUGUCUGAUUUCAAGUUCAUCCUCACAGUUUUCCUCCAAAGUAAAUGAGUUUUCAAUUCAGGCUCCUGAAAUUAAGAUAAUAGCUAGUAUUGUUACAAUGAUUCCAGGUGAGUGGAAGCCGGCAAAAACCACAAGUCCUGUGGAUACUUGGUCUGACAAUGAGGUUUUAUAUUUAUCAGCGUGUAUGAAGUUAGGAGGAGAAAAUUGGCAACUAGCUAGCUAUAUUAUGCAAUUACACCAAGAUUCAAACCGCCCAUUUACAUGGUUCACCGCAAAGAAAUGCCGAAAUCAGUUUUUAAAGUUGUUAAAAGAAGAUUACCUGGUACUACGAUCAGCAGGUUCAAAAAACAAAAUAUUAAAUAAAACCCCUUUGGAAAGAAUUAUCCACAGAUUUAGCAGAGGAAAAUUAAAAGACCAAUUUCAAAGGAUCUCAAAUGAAAUUAUGCUUGAUGUUCAAAACUUCAAACGAAUUAAUGAAGGAGAGUUAGAAGUGAAAGUUGGACAUGACACUCAAAAAGCUGAGAGAGUUCUUAAAAUUGAAGAGUAUCUCAUGAAAAACGGAAACGAAAAGACGGAGGAUAAACAACAAAAAUUUAACCAACAUUCAGAGAAGCAGAAUAAAGAGAAUGCUACACUACUUUAUCUACCCAGAAUGCCAGGCACAUGUUUUACUCAUUUUCCUUUAUCACUACUGCGCAGACGAAUAAGCUACACAAUAACUUUUGUUUUAAUUGCAGGUGACAUUGAGAAUAAUAGCAUAGAAAAAAUGCGCGAUGUUCAAAACCUCAUCCAAAAAUUUGGAGAUAUAGACGUGAAAGCUGACCAUGGUUAUCAAGGUCUUAAACAUAUUCGUAAGAAAAGUGUGGACAUAUUCAAGAACAAGAAAAGACUACUUGGUCAACAUAUGGAGAUGCAGAGAAAAGAGAGUACUGUAUUCAAUCAUUCCCCCAUAAUACCAGCCCUUCUUGGAGGUGAACAACAAAAUUCCAGGGUCUGUAGUCAUAAGAACGGCCAGGAAGAGGACAUAUGGAUAACUGUUGCACAAAAUGUAAAAUUCGAAGAACUAGAGGAAAAACCAGAGCAUUCCCUGUUGUAUAAAGAAGACUUCGCCCAUAUUGAUAGUAUACAGUGCUGUGCAUGGGGAUGUCACAAGAAACAAAUUAACUGUGAUGAUUGGGAACUCCGGGUCAUCGAAGAUAACGUAGUCUAUUGGUCUCUCAUCUCUGAAGAGAUUGAAUAUAAUAUCAUCACAGGCUCUGUGGAUUGUGCAAAAAUUUGGACUUUUGAAAAUAAUAAAUUGACAUUGAAGCAUACAUUACCUCAUCCUUGGGGCGUUAUUUCAGUAUCUAUAAAUUCAGAUGGAACAAAAUGCGCAACGACAUCUGUGGAUCACCAUGUUUUUGUGUGGGAUAUUGAAAUGGCCCAAAAAAUAAAAAGCAUUGAUCUUGAAAUAAAUGAUUUGUUUGGCGCAUCAUUUACUCCAGAUGACAACUUAUUCGUGUUUGGAAGAUUCUCUGGAAGAGUGUACAUAUCUAACGUAGAAUCUGAAGAAAAUGAAGAAAUAUUAAAGAUUUAUCCAAAAGAGCCUGUUAUUAGCUGUGCCAUUAUGAGUUCUGAUGGAAAAUAUAUUGCCUGUGGAACUCUAACUGGUCUACUUGAGGUUUUUGAUACAUUGUCUGGGCGACAAGUGUAUAUAAAAAGAGGUAUUGGUUUCAGUAUUCUUUCAUUUUGUUUCUCAACCGACUCCAAGUUUUUGUUGAGUGGAUCAAAUAUGGGACACAUUACAAUUCAUAAAAUCAAGAAGGCCAAUAUUGUGGGUCUUCGUUUUGGAUCUGCUGCACGUAUAAUAGGUAUUGCAUUCUCACCUGAUAAUAGGCACUUUGUAUCAAGCAGCGAUGAUGGUACAGUUCGUGUUUGGGAUAUCAGAUCUGAGGAGUGUCUUCACACAUUCACUGAGCAUGAAAAUACGUCAAUUUGCCAACCGUACGGCGAUGAAGAUGCAGCAAAGUGGCAAUAUGUAGGUGAAGUAAUUGGAAAUUGUGAAAGACGAAAAGAAAUGUUUAGAGCACUGUACUGCAUUGCACUGCACUGCAUUGCCUACCCAGAAUUGUACGAUGAAAUAUUUUCAAUUAUUUAG